GGCGGUGGCGGAGGAGUCACCCGGGCAGCCUCGGGACCGGUCUCGGGCCGGCAACCGUCCAGCGGCUUUGACCACCGCCUCAGCGUUCCGUCCUCACGCCUCUUUCCUGGGCCGAGAGGUAGCGUGGCCGACAGUCGCUGAAUUCUCUCUCCUCCCUGUCGGUGGUUUGCCUCAGGCGGGCCGUUUGCGCUUCAGGGGCCGCCUCCGUGGGGCGAGGUUUCCGUGACGAAUCUCCUGGGGCUGCCCGCGCCGGCUCGGGCCGUCGUGGCGGCUCGGGCUCGUGGAACUUGCUCAUCCUCCGGGGGUCCGGAGCCCUCGAAGUUAGGCGUCUCAUCCAGGCGGUCGUGGCGGGUGCCGGCUCUUAAAGGGCGUCACGGCAGGACUCCGCUGACUGGGCAAUCUCCAUUCAUCUUCCAGCCGCACGGGCAGCGCCCUCUCCCUCGCGGGUCCCCUACUCGGACUCAUUUUUUCCUUUCCCCGCUCUGCUGCCCUUUCCUCACUCCUUGGGUGCGGCGAUUCUCCUGGAAGCGGGGGUGUCGGUUAUGAGCUGGACCCUCUUGCCCUGAAUUUCUCGGGGCAGGAACUCGGCGGCGCCGCCGCGCCGCCUGCCGCCCACCGCGCCCCCGGGAUGGGGGUGAACGCGGUGCACUGGUUCCGAAAGGGGCUCCGGCUUCACGACAACCCCGCCCUGAAGGAGUGCAUUCAGGGCGCCGACACCAUCCGCUGCGUCUACAUCCUCGACCCCUGGUUCGCCGGCUCUUCCAAUGUGGGCAUCAACAGGUGGAGAUUUUUGCUUCAGUGUCUUGAAGACCUUGAUGCCAAUUUGCGAAAAUUAAACUCUCGUCUGUUUGUGAUUCGUGGACAACCAGCAGAUGUGUUUCCCAGGCUUUUCAAGGAAUGGAACAUUACUAAACUUUCAAUUGAGUAUGAUUCUGAGCCCUUUGGAAAGGAAAGAGAUGCAGCUAUUAAAAAACUGGCUACUGAAGCUGGAGUAGAAGUAAUUGUACGAAUUUCACAUACAUUAUAUGACCUAGACAAGAUCAUAGAACUAAAUGGUGGACAGCCACCUCUUACUUAUAAAAGAUUCCAGACUCUCAUCAGCAAAAUGGAACCACUAGAGAUACCAGUAGAGACAAUUACUUCGGAAGUGAUAGAAAAGUGCACAACUCCUCUAUCUGACGACCAUGAUGAGAAAUACGGAGUCCCCUCACUGGAAGAACUAGGUUUUGAUACAGAUGGCUUACCAUCUGCAGUUUGGCCAGGUGGAGAAACUGAAGCACUUACACGUUUGGAAAGGCAUUUGGAAAGAAAAGCUUGGGUGGCAAACUUUGAAAGACCUCGAAUGAAUGCAAAUUCCCUGCUUGCUAGCCCUACAGGACUCAGUCCUUAUCUCCGAUUUGGUUGUUUGUCAUGUCGACUGUUUUACUUCAAACUGACAGAUCUCUACAAAAAGGUAAAGAAGAACAGCUCUCCUCCCCUUUCCCUUUAUGGGCAGCUGUUAUGGCGUGAAUUUUUCUACACAGCAGCAACAAAUAAUCCACGCUUUGACAAAAUGGAAGGAAACCCCAUCUGUGUUCAGAUUCCUUGGGAUAAGAAUCCUGAAGCUUUAGCAAAAUGGGCAGAAGGACGGACGGGCUUUCCAUGGAUUGAUGCCAUCAUGACACAGCUUCGUCAGGAGGGUUGGAUUCAUCAUUUAGCUAGACAUGCAGUUGCUUGCUUCCUGACACGAGGUGACCUGUGGAUUAGUUGGGAAGAAGGCAUGAAGGUAUUUGAAGAAUUACUGCUUGAUGCAGAUUGGAGCAUAAAUGCUGGAAGUUGGAUGUGGCUGUCUUGUAGUUCCUUUUUCCAACAGUUUUUUCACUGCUAUUGCCCUGUUGGUUUUGGUAGGAGAACAGACCCUAAUGGAGACUAUAUCAGGCGUUAUUUGCCUGUCCUAAGAGGCUUCCCUGCAAAAUAUAUCUAUGAUCCCUGGAAUGCACCAGAAGGUAUUCAAAAGGUAGCCAAAUGUUUGAUAGGAGUUAAUUAUCCUAAACCAAUGGUGAACCACGCUGAGGCAAGCCGUUUGAAUAUUGAGAGGAUGAAGCAGAUCUAUCAGCAGCUUUCACGAUAUAGAGGGUUAGGUCUUCUUGCGUCAGUGCCAUCUAAUCCUAACGGGAAUGGAGGCCUCAUGGGGUAUUCUCCUGGAGAAAAUAUCCCAGGUUGUAGCAGCAGUGGAAGUUGCCCUCAAGGAAGUGGUAUUUUACAUUACGCUCAUGGAGAGAGUCAGCAAAAUCACCUAUUAAAGCAAGGAAGAAGCUCCACGGGCAGUGGUCUUAGCAGUGCGAAACGUCCUAGUCAGGAAGAGGACACGCAGAGCAUCAUCGGUCCUAAAGUCCAGCGACAGAGCACUAAUUAGGUGGCUGGGUCGACUGAGGGAAUUGGGCGGCUUGGGACCCAGCCUCAGUUCCCGGACCUCGGGAGGAACGGAGGUAGACCGCAGGAGCCUCAGCCCGGGGAGGAAGGAAGGACGGAGCCAGAGACCCGGUAUUCGCAUACGGUACAGAGCGGAUGCCGACAGGUGAGUGCUAUUGAAAGGUUCAUUGCAGGAAGGUGACCAGAUCACAUUUUGAGAAGAAGCUGGAAGGAAGCCCAAGUGGAUUAACUGAAGCUCUGGACAAGGACAGGAUCUCUGGGGAGAAACUAAGGUAUGAUGAGUAUAUUCUGAACCUCAGGACCGUGGGAAUUAGCCAGUGGAUUGCAGGCAUGUUGUGGAAGUUGCUCAUGAGAUCCCAGCCCUGCAGGCUCUGUUCUUUCCAAAAGAUGCUAUCGGCUCCAAAUACAGACCUUUCCUAGCAUCCUUCACCUACACAACUGAUAAUCAGUCAAACAAAGAAAAUAAAAUGACAGUGGAAAAGCUCUAUAAAUUGUCAGUGGACAUCAGGAAAAUUCGAAGAUUAAAAGGAUGGGUACUUCUAGAGGAUGAAACCUAUGUUGAAGAAAUUGCAGAUAUUUUACAACAACUAGGUGCCAAUCAGACUGCUGUAGCCAGUAUCUUGGAACGCUGCCCAGAAGCAAUUAUCUGCAGUCCAACUGCUAUUAACACACAGAGAGAACUCUGGCAAUUGGUCUGCAAAAACAAGGAAGAGUUAGUCAAGUUAAUAGAACAGUUUCCAGAAUCUUUCUUUACUGUUAAAGACCAGGAAAACCAGAAGUUGAAUGUUCAGUUCUUUCAAGAGUUGGGACUCAAAAAUGUGGUCAUUAGCAGAUUUUUGACAACUGCAUCUAAUAUUUUUCAUAAUCCACUUGAGAAAAAUAAGCAAAUGAUAAAGAUUCUCCAAGAGAGUUACCUAAAUUUAGGUGGCUCUGAGGCCAAUAUGAAAGUUUGGCUACUAAAAUUAUUAAGCCAAAACCCAUUUAUUUUGUUAAAGUCCUCUGCAGCUAUAAAGGAAACACUAGAAUUUCUUCAGGAGCAAGGUUUCACAAACUUUGAAAUUCUCCAGCUUCUGUCCAAACUCAAAGGAUUUCUUUUUCAACUUUGCCCAAGAAGUAUACAGAACAGUAUGUCCUUCACGGAAAAUGCUUUUAAAUGUACUGAUCAUGACCUAAAGCAAUUGGUUUUGAAGUGUCCCGCCCUUUUAUAUUACUCUGUUGCAGUUUUGGAAGAGAGAAUUCAGGGAUUAUUGAAAGAAGGAAUUUCCAUAACUCAGAUAAGAGAGACACCAAUGGUUCUUGAAUUAACGCCACAGAUAGUACAAUACAGGAUAAGAAAACUGAAUUCCUUAGGCUAUAGAGUAAAGGAUGGACAUCUAGCACAUUUAAAUGGAACAAAAAAAGAGUUUGAGGAGAACUUUGGUAAAAUUCAGGCAAAAAAAGGCCGGCCAUUAUUUAACCCUGUGGCACCUUUAGAUGUUGAAGAGUAACUUACUGACUGAUGUUGCUUGCUUCUGUCAGUGCAGUGAAACUGAGUAGCUUGUGGGCACCAGUAAUUUUAAGAACCUACUUAGCUUCUAAAUUGUGUUUGAAUUACCUCUUAAGUAGAUAAUCUCUGACUCAGUUGCUGUUUUUAAAAAUAUAAAUUAUGGGGAGUUCCCGUUGUGGCUCAGUGGUUAACGAAUCCAACUAGGAACCAUGAGGUUGCAGGUUUGAUCCCUGGCCUUGCUCAGUGGGUUGGGGAUCCGGCAUUGCCAUGAGCUGUGGUGUAGGUUGCAGAUGCGGCUGGGAUCACGCAUUGGCUGUGGCUCUGGAGUAGGCUGGCGGGUAUGGCUCCGAUUCGACCCUGGGAACUUUCAUAUGCCGCAAGAGCGGCCCAAGAAAUGGCAAAAAAGACCAAAAAAUAUAUAUAUAUUUAUAUAUAUAUAAAUUGUAUUUAAAGUUUGUAGUUUUGACCUUGAGCUUUAAAAAAAAAAGAAUAUUGAAUUGCAUAUCAGUGUGAUAUUUUAUUAGUGAAUAAUUUCUGAGAAACUGACAAGUGCACUCCCUUCAUUCAAAGUAUGGAUACAUUUCAUUCAUAUAGUACAUUUCGUCUGCUCUUCUCUCACUACCAAUUCUGAAAACCUCACUGAACUGAAGUCUGAAUUCUGUAGCCUAGUGUUUAGUGAAACAGACUUAUAACACAUCUUCAUAGAGAAAGCUGAUUUCAUCGGGUUGGAAUAAAUGAUGAGUAUCUUUGAGAACCAAGUAUUGCCCAUCAAAAGGAAUACUUAGACCUUAUGGUCAGUUUGUUUGAAAUUGAUUACUUUGUCUGGUGAAAUGCUUUUAUGUGCAUUCAUUACUCUCUUUUUACAGAUGAGGAAGCUGAAGCUUAGGCCAUCUAACUGCCAAGUGCCAGAGCCCUGAUUUACUAAGAUCUCUCUUGUGUUCAAAACCUUGUGAACAGAAGGAUUACUUAUGACUUAGCAUAAAAGAAUAUCAACUACAAAUUUAGGGAUUUUUAUGAAAACUUCUGUAAAAUUCCUUAAAUUUGAAAUGAUCUAGUUUGUAUACAUUUGAAGUAAAUGCAGCUUUUAAGAAAACUUUCUGAAAAUCUAGAUCUGACUAUAAAAUGUAAAUGGUAAAGUGUGUGAUGGUUGGUAAUGAUUUUACUAGGUUUCAAGUUUCCAAAUUUUGUUCCAAGAUUAAUACUACCCAAAUAAAGACUGGCUCACUUUCAGCUGUAGAGUUUGAACUUUGUAACAAAUACACAACUAAACAAUUGACUCUUGACACUCAAACAUCUGUGUACUGUAUGUGCGCAGAUAAUGACUUUAAGUAAUGAAAAAAUUAUGAAAAAGCACGUCUUCACUCUGUUCCCUCAUCCAGCAAAUGUAAGUAACCCUCACUAUCUAAUUCUGUUCAGUUUCUUAUUUAGGAAAGCAAAAGAUACCUCUAUGCAGCACCUAGAUUCCUGCAACAUCGUGCUUUACAACUCUGAACCAUUGUUUACGGUUCUAACAGAUGAGGACACUCAGGAACAGAGAGGGUAAGUCACUCACAGUCACCCAGAUGUUUGUUCAAAAGAAAGCAUGGUAGCUAUUAUGGUUGGGACAGAGUUAAGUGAUGAGAAGACUGACACAAGAUGAGCAUCACAGGUCCAUUUAAGGAGCAGGAUCUCAAUUGUAUGUGUGACGGGAAACCCUUGGUCAGAUUUUAGGUUAUGCUUGACUUGUCCUGAUGUAAUUGUCAGUAGUGCUUUCUUUCACCCUCGAAAGUGUCUCCGUUUGGAAUACAUUAUAUGGUCACCUUGGUAGCUCUAUUUUAGACGUCAGUUUUGAGAUGCCUACUAGAAUCUGAGCAGAAAUUUUGAACAGGAAAACUGAAGUGUAGAGUUGUGAGAGUUCAGGACUGAAGAUAGAUACUUGAGGAUCAUCUGCAUAUUUAUGGUAUUAAAGCUAUGACUCUUGGAGUUCCCAUCGCGGCUCAGUGGUUAACGAAUCUGACUAGGAACCAUGAGGUUGCAGGUUCGAUCCCUGGCCUCGCUCAGUGGGUUAAGAAUCUGGCGUUGCCAUAAGCUGUGGUGUAGGUCGCAGAGGCAGCUUGGAUCCCAAGUUGCUGUGGCUCUGGCAUAGGCCGGUGGCUACAGUUCCGAUUAGACCCCUAGCCUGAGAACUUCCAUAUGCCGCAAGCGCGGCCCUAAAAAGACAAAAAAAAAAAAAAAAAAAAGACUCUAGAUGAGAUUGCCCAGAAAGAGGAUAGAUUUGGAGUAGUGGUGGACACAAAGUCUGGAAAGGGUUGACUAAAAUAAGUCCCAAGAAAAGAGGACAUUUUUAAUAAUAUUGAAUGCCAUGGGGAGGUCAGCCAAGAUUUGGAGAAGUGACCAGUGGAUUUGGCAAAAGUGAAAUCAUUAGUUGUCCCUGUCAAGAGUGAUUCUGGUGAAAUGAGAAAUGUAAGAAUGCACCUGGAGUGGGUCAAAAGAAGAGAAGACGAGGCAGGGACUACAUAGUUAGGAAAUUUUGCUGAGAAAGGAAACAGGAAAAGGGAGGAUGAGAGAUGAGGGAAGUGAAGGGCUGAUUUCAGAUAAGAGCAGAGAUAUUAGUCCUGCUCCACAGAGUGUGGGAACAGAUGCAGGUAAGUUGAUGGGGUGAGUGGGCAUUGUAAGAGGCAGGGGAAUUCAGAAUGGGAGAAGGGGAGUAUAGCAGGAGGGCUGGGAAAAGGAGGUGUGAAAUAAUCAUUUUUAGGAGCAGGAAGGUGGACAAACAAGAAGGUAUAUAAAAGUUUGGCAGAGUUGAGUGGCCAUGUGUGCUUUGUGGCCAUUAAUUUAAAAAGAGCCUCAUCACUACAGCAGUGAAAUUUAGGUGCCCAGGCACAGAGAACAAGAGGCAGUUAUGGUUAUAGAAAUAUAUUUGUAGCUUAUGCUAACUUGGAAAAUUUAAACUAAAAAAAAAAAAAAUCCAUGGUAAAAUAUAGUAUUACUGACUUUAUUUUCCCUUAGACUAAAUCAUAGUCUAUUAUCUUUUAGCCCUUCGACCUCUGCCUUUUUCUAUUCUUGCAUUCUUACUCAUAUCUUCCUAUAAAUAAAAUUUUAGACAUUCAAAAAUAACAACAUAGCAGGGGGAGAUGUCCUUACACAAAACACUGUCAAAUUUCAUUUCCUCUGAAAAAUGCUCUAAGAACAAAAUUACAUUAUUUCUUUUAAACAAUUUGUGUAUAAAUUCAUUUCUGUGACAAAAUGUAAUUAGCUGCCAAAAUAAAUACAAUCGCUUAGAUUUCCAGUGAGCUCAAGUCACACAGCCUGGUAAAUCAAGCAUUCAGGCAGUACUAAUACCCACAGCAAAAUUAAAGACUAAUCAUUGAGGGGUUCCGUUGUGGCUCAGAGGGCUAUGAACCCGACUAGUAACCAUAAAGACUUGGAUUCAAUCCCUGGCCUCACUCAAGGGGUUAAGGAUCCGACGUUGCCAUCAGUUAUGGUGUAGGUCACAGGCACAACUUGGAUCCUACCUUGCUGCAUAUGUGCAUAGGCCAGCAGCUGUACCCUAGCCAGGGAAUUUCCAUAUGCCACAAGUUUGGCCCUAAAAGGCAAAAAAUAAAAACUAAAAAAAAGAAAUGAGGUCUUAAUGUAAUAAAUCAUUUAAAAAAAAGACUAAUCAUUGAGUGGUCCCCUUUGUUUCUGGACAUAAGCUGGAGAGGAUGUGAUUUACACUAAUUCUGAAGUGACAUGGGAAAUUCAACUAACAUUGAAAGUUAGCAUGUUCCAUAUUUUUUUAACAAGGAAUAAAGAUACUUUCCUCACACUGACUGAAUCAGAGAAUGUGUGGACCGUGCCAGGCAGGCAAGUAGGUGCCUAGUAAAUAUCAAUUUCUGCCUUCCUCUGAUUGGUUCCCAUCCCUAUGAGUCCUUUCUGGCUAGUAAGAGAUCUGAGUUGGUUCCACAGCUGUUCAUGAAGACAGAGGAAAGGGUACCCCUUUGUAAUUCCUCUAUCAGUUCCUAAAUUUUAGAAUGCCCAAGAAUCACCCACCCAGGUGGUUAAAUUGCAGUUCUGCGGCCCACCCUGCAGAGAUUCAGCAAGCUGGGGUAAAACCUAGAAAUCUUAAUUUUAUUUUAUUGGAGUUGUUAAAAGUAUAUUUGCAUUUCAUUGUUGUGUUGGCAUUAAAAUUCAUAUUCGGAGAUGAUUUGUCAUGUUUGUACAUUAGUUAUCAAAAAGGUUUAAAAACUGACUACAGUACUUUCUGAACUGCUAUGUAACUAAAAUUUUAAGACUACCCUGUUUUAAAAUUUUCUUUAUUUCCUUAGAUCUUUAUGCAACAGUUCAUCUUAUGCAGAUCAUGGUGCUUUAUUAACAAAUUCAUGUAUUCCUUUCCCAUUCCUUUAAUACAAAAAAAUUUUAUUCAAUCAUCAGUUACUUUCAUCUGACAUUUCACUAAGUAUAGUUUUCAUAAUGUCAACGUUAUUCUAUCAGUCAUUCAAGUGGGUCACGUAAGUUUAUCCUCCUUGUGCCAAACACCCACUUGAAGGAUAUGAAUAAAAGAUGUCUCCAGGUGAAUACAACAACCUUAGUUUCUUGAACUAGUACUGUUUAACAGAUCAAACUGCUAGUCUAUGAAAAUAAGCUGGAAAGGACCCAAGGGUACAGCUGUACAUAUCAUCAAAUGGCAAGUUCAUUUCAACAAGAACCUCAAUAACUAACUGUCCAUUUGCAUAAAUUCUCUGCUAUCAUUGCAAAAGCCUCUCCUGAACAAAGUUAUAGUUUAAAAUUUAAAACAAACUUUAUGAGAUAAAUUGUACCAGGUGGCUUUUCUGUAGCAAAAAUUAUUACAACCAUUUUUCCUCAAGCAAUUUUAAAGACAAGCAUAGUUGAAAAUAAAUAUUGCAAUCAUACAGUAAACUAACAUCUAUAUUUAGAAACUCAGUUACAAAGCACAGCAGAGCCUAUGACUAUGUAAGAUAAUUUAGAAAUACAAACUAGCAAUGAAGCAAUAAUUUCUUUCAAAUAGCAGGAAACAAAUUCUCCAAUACCAUUAUUUAGCUCAUUAGUCAGUGUUCUUCAUUAAUUUUGGAGUUUAAAAUCCCCUUUGUUAAUUACGACAUUUGACCAGAUAUACCAACAAAUAUACCUUAAAUUGUGCUGGAUGAAAUAAAUGACCAUUUACUUUCUAAUUAAUUUAGCUCCCUCAUGACGUUUCAGUUUUGUAUAUGGUAGAAAUGCUUAAAAUGUUCAAAAACCUUUGUAGACCUACUUAAACCCCUGCUGGUACCUAUGAAAGCUUUUAUAAGUUAAGCUUUGUUCUUAUCCAUUUGAUCCACAUUAUUAAGGUAAAACUCUUCAUGGUUUGCAAAUAAACAUUUAAGCUUUGAGUGCUGGAGUGAUCUGUUUUAAGUUCUCAGGAAUGCUGUUAACUUACUUACUCCAGAGCAUCACCUCCUUUCCUCCUCUUGAUCAUUUAAAAAAAAAAAAAAAA
This is a messenger RNA of Sus scrofa (pig), 9350 nucleotides long. The record is from RefSeq and is a predicted model, not a curated record. Lineage: Eukaryota; Metazoa; Chordata; Mammalia; Artiodactyla; Suidae.